Molecule: messenger RNA, 1937 nt
Organism: Tinamus guttatus (white-throated tinamou)
Lineage: Eukaryota; Metazoa; Chordata; Aves; Tinamiformes; Tinamidae
Source: RefSeq, a predicted model, not a curated record
CCACCCUGGACUGGAAGGAAUGGAUGCUCUUCCUUACAUUGAUCUGAUAGAUCCUGCUGAGAUUGAUCUCCUCCUCAUUAGCCAAAAACAAGUUUUAAAGGAAGAACAUUCAUGACGCACGCCACAAAAGCCAUUUACAGAUGGCUUCUCUCAGACUAUGUCAAAGUCAGUAACAUAUCAGCGGAUGACAUGCUGUAUACAGAAACAGACCUGGAAGAAAGCAUGGACAAGAUUGAAACCAUCAACUUCCAUGAAGUGAAAGAGGUUGCAGGGAUCAAGUUCUGGUGUUACCAUGCAGGCCAUGUCCUUGGAGCUGCCAUGUUCAUGAUUGAAAUAGCUGGUGUGAAGCUUUUAUAUACAGGUGAUUUCUCAAGACAGGAAGACCGACAUCUGAUGGCAGCUGAGAUUCCCAAUAUUAAACCUGAUAUUCUUAUAAUUGAGUCCACUUACGGCACUCACAUUCAUGAGAAAAGGGAAGAGCGAGAGGCGAGGUUCUGUAACACCGUCCAUGACAUCGUAAAUAGAGGAGGCAGAGGCCUUAUUCCUGUGUUUGCCUUAGGCCGAGCUCAAGAACUGCUCUUAAUUUUAGAUGAAUACUGGCAGAAUCAUCCUGAACUCCAUGAUAUUCCUAUAUACUAUGCAUCCUCUUUGGCAAAGAAAUGCAUGGCAGUUUAUCAGACAUAUGUCAAUGCCAUGAACGACAAAAUUCGCAAGCAAAUAAACAUCAACAAUCCAUUUGUUUUCAAGCACAUUAGUAAUCUGAAGAGCAUGGACCACUUUGAUGAUAUUGGGCCAAGUGUUGUGAUGGCUUCGCCAGGUAUGAUGCAGAGUGGCCUGUCUAGAGAGUUGUUUGAGAGCUGGUGCACAGACAAGAGAAAUGGAGUCAUCAUUGCAGGGUACUGUGUUGAAGGAACCCUUGCUAAGCACAUCAUGUCUGAACCUGAAGAAAUCACGACUAUGUCAGGGCAAAAACUCCCCCUGAAGAUGUCUGUAGAUUACAUUUCUUUCUCUGCUCACACAGAUUAUCAACAAACUAGUGAGUUUAUCCGGGCCCUGAAACCUCCCCACGUGAUUUUAGUUCAUGGAGAGCAGAAUGAAAUGGCCAGGUUGAAAGCAGCAUUGAUACGAGAAUAUGAGGAUAACGAUGAAGUUCAUAUAGAAGUGCAUAAUCCUAGGAAUACAGAAGCUGUGACGUUGAAUUUCAGAGGAGAAAAACUUGCUAAGGUGAUGGGAUCUUUAGCAGAUAAGAAGCCAGAGCAAGGACAGAGAAUUUCUGGAAUCCUGGUUAAAAGAAAUUUUAACUAUCAUAUACUUGCUCCUUGUGACCUUUCCAAUUACACAGACUUGGCGAUGAGCACUGUAACACAGACACAAGCCAUUCCAUAUACUGGCCCUUUCAAUCUGCUUUAUUAUCAGCUACAAAAACUUACUGGUGAUGUAGAAGAAAUAGAAAUCCAACAAAAACCAGCCUUGAAGGUUUUCAAAAAUAUAACUGUGAUCCAGGAACCAGGCAUGGUUGUGCUUGAGGUAGGUGUUUCUGGUACAUGUGGGCAGUGUUCCAGUAUCUGCACAACAGCAUUUUAUAGGUUCAUGGCAAAUAGCGAAAUUCGUAGCACUGCUGUACAAAAGAUUUCCAAAAAAGUAGAUAUGGAUGUGUAUAGCAAGAGGAUGGAGAUCAUGCUCCAGGACAUGUUUGGGGAGGACUGUGUAAGUUCAAAAGAUGGCUCUGUCCUGUCUGUCACAGUGGAUGGAAAGACUGCAAACGUUUCACUGGAAACUCGGGUUGCACAAUGUGAGCCAGGAAGUGAAGAUGACGAAUCCCUUCGGGAAAUGGUGGAAUUGGCUGCACAGAGGCUCUAUGAUGCCCUCAGCCCAAUACACUGACUUCUGUAGAUAUCUAGGAUGCAUCCAAAAAAUCUCUUUAAUGUUCAAUUUAC